Molecule: messenger RNA, 450 nt
Organism: Penaeus vannamei (Pacific white shrimp)
Lineage: Eukaryota; Metazoa; Arthropoda; Malacostraca; Decapoda; Penaeidae
Source: RefSeq, a predicted model, not a curated record
AUGCGAGACCAAGGCUGUCAGCGGUCAAGAACGCGCGUCUCAAGGGUCCAGAUUCGUGCUGGCGGGGACUUUGACAGGGUUGUGUACGGCGUGUGGGUGGGGCGGAAGAACCCCUCCAGCCGGGCGUGGAAGCUGGAGAAGAACGUGCACAGAUCGGACGUCCGGCCGGAGUGCGACAAGUGCGACAGCAUGGGCGUGCGAGUCAUCCUAACGAGCGGCUCCAAGACCUGCGCCGUCGACGUCUCGUGUCUGAAGAAGGGUUCCUCCAGGAUGGUCCAACUCGAGCCUUCCACGCUCCUCAAGGCCUACGGGAAGGCGGGGGGCGCUGCAGGGGGCGGCGAAGGGGCAGGGGAAACGACCGAGGAUGAGGAUGCCGUGUCCAACACCGCCAAGACCACGAUGAAACAUCAUGCCAUGGUGAGAUUUUCUCUCGUCUUCGUCGCUGAGUAG